Molecule: messenger RNA, 1050 nt
Organism: Soboliphyme baturini
Lineage: Eukaryota; Metazoa; Nematoda; Enoplea; Dioctophymatida; Soboliphymatidae
Source: the annotation of a GenBank genome assembly
AUGAGCAGGUUGUGUUUGGCGACUUUUCGCAGCCUGCGCGGUCCUUGGUACCCAGGGCAACGACUUAGCCGUCGCACGGGAUUCGAUAUUCCGGGUAAUCUGCGGCCGAAGGACACGCCACAGAUAGUUGUUUUCACCAUUGACGAUCCGGUGAAUGACAGAAUGUUCAAUAUAUACAAAGAUAUUUUCGGCGGCUCCGUCAAGAACAGAAACGGCUGCCCAAUCACGGCCACGUUCUUCGUACCCCAGGAAUACAACCGCUACGACCAGUGCCAGUGGCUGUAUUGGAAAGGAAACGAACUGGCAGUCAACUCCAUUACACACGAAACUCUGUCGUCAGCCAGCGUCACGCGAUGGUCAGAUGAAAUGGCCGGCAUGAAGCGUCUGCUUAGCCAAUUGAGUGGAAUCCACGUGGCGGAUAUAAAGGGGGUCAGAGCCCCACAGCUAGACAUUGGAGGCAACGAGCAGUUCAUCAUGAUGCAACAAGACGGUUUCAUGUACGACAACAGCAUGUCGGCCAAUCCCGGACCGACGGGACCCGUUUACUGGCCUCAGACACUGGACUACAAAAUCGCAUGGAAAUGUGAAGUGCCGCGGUGCCCAAACGCAUCAUUUCCCGGGAUAUGGGCUGUGCCUAUCAAUCAACUGUACGGCUGUUUCCUCAAAUGCGCUAAGGAUCACAGACGCGCCGCUAUGGUCCGCGGACUUAUGAGGGCAGAUAAUACUGUUGAAGACGUCUAUCGUAUCUUGAUCAACAACUUCAAUCGUCACUACGAAUCGAACCGUGCUCCGUUCAUUGUAACAUUGAACGUUGACUUCUUCCUGCUGCUUCCUCAACAAGCAUCUGUUAAGGCCUUGGAAUCUUUUUUGACGGAAAUACUUCACAAGGAAGAUGUAUGGGUCGUUGACAUGCAAAAAAUGUUAGAAUGGAUACGACAUCCGGUGCCUGUGUCGCAGAUUUCCCAGUUCAAGCCAUGGUCGUGUGACACCCGCUUCCGAGAUGAUGCCGCUCCUUGUCAGGUACGUAUGCCAGAUUGCCUCAUGCUCUGA